AUGGAUGAUAUACAAGAAGAAGUUGAGUUCUGGAAAUCGUCUAUUGUAUGCUACGCUUUGGGGGCAAAUCCACCACUAUCGAUACUGGAAGGAUUUGCUCGUAGGAUGUGGAAUGACAAGAUUGACAAGGUAGGAAUGCUGUCUUAUGGUGUUUUCUUAAUUCGGUCCAUAUCCAUUGCAGAUCGGGAUGAAGUACUUAGAGGUGGUUAUGUCUUUUUUAACAAAAGGCCGGUAGUCAUGAAGGCUUGGGAUCCUGCGAUUAAUUUCAAAAAGGAGGAUAUUAGGCUGGUGCCGAUUUGGGUACAUUUAGAUGAUCUUGAUUUGAAAUACUGGGGGGAGAAAUCUUUGUUCAAGAUCAUAGGACAGGUAGGGACUCCCAUAAUGGUGGAUGAAGUGACUAAAUUCAGGGAUAAACUCAGUUUUCCUAGAGUUUUAAUUGAAGUCUCACUGAAACAAGAUUUUCCGGACAUAAUAUACUUUGAAGAUGAGAAUGGCUUUAACACCUCAGUUUCGGUUACAUAUGAAUGGAAGCCAAUUGUGUGUAAUCAUUGUUCUGGUUUGGGCCAUUCCAUGGCUGAAUGCAGGAAAAAAGAAGGAAGGAAACAAGAAUGGGUAAUCAAAGAUAAUGGGAAACAGAAGGUUGCAGCUGAAUCUAGCAAAGCCACUAAGCUUGAUGAUGAUGGUUUUCAACCAGUUACUAAAGGAUGGAAACCAAAAGAUCCGGCUCCAGCAAUGACUGUCAUGGACAAUCCUUUUCAGGCUUUAGCAGAAACAUUAACAGAACCUCCAACAUCAGCUACUGGACAGGGAGAUCAGCUUGAGAAAUGCCAAAGACAGACUUUAGAUGGGGACGACACAGGAGGAGGGGGAGGACCUCCUCUUUCAUAUGGAUAA
Humulus lupulus (European hop) is the source of this 894-nucleotide messenger RNA. RefSeq lists its product as uncharacterized. Gene Ontology annotation, molecular function: zinc ion binding; nucleic acid binding. The record is from RefSeq and is a predicted model, not a curated record. Bases 1 to 894 code for a protein of 297 amino acids. Lineage: Eukaryota; Viridiplantae; Streptophyta; Magnoliopsida; Rosales; Cannabaceae. The transcript has a single exon.